AUGUCGAGUGGUGUGAAUACUGGAGCGACAAAUGAGGACCCUCUGGGGAUCGAUAAGUUAAGUGUGGAUUAUGAUUACUUGCUUUACAAGAUUAAUGACUAUGUGACAAGCAUUCAGAUGGAAACCAUAGCGAUAUGUAAACGUCAUAACGAAUUGAUUACAGAUGGCAUUGUGGAGGGGGUGAUUGAGAAGAAUAUUCAGGGAUUCGAUGAGAUUUUGAAAAAAUGCCAAGAAUUAGAGAACCAUUUCGAUAUGAUGGAUCAGAUUGCACAAAUCUCGGAGAGUUUCAAAUUCAGAUUAAAACAUAUCAUUCAGGAUUACAAAUGUCUAAAAGGUUGA
Molecule: messenger RNA, 339 nt
Organism: Torulaspora delbrueckii
Lineage: Eukaryota; Fungi; Ascomycota; Saccharomycetes; Saccharomycetales; Saccharomycetaceae
Gene: CNL1
Product: Cnl1p
Exons: 1
Coding region: 1-339 (112 amino acids)
Biological process (GO): endosome organization
Cellular component (GO): BLOC-1 complex
Source: RefSeq, a predicted model, not a curated record